Molecule: messenger RNA, 745 nt
Organism: Neltuma alba
Lineage: Eukaryota; Viridiplantae; Streptophyta; Magnoliopsida; Fabales; Fabaceae
Exons: 6
Coding region: 83-475 (130 amino acids)
Biological process (GO): regulation of transcription by RNA polymerase II
Cellular component (GO): NuA4 histone acetyltransferase complex; nucleus
Source: RefSeq, a predicted model, not a curated record
CCCAAAAAAAAAAAAAAAUUCGGUUUCUUUCCGAUCGAACACCCAAAACCCUAGCGUACGACAAACUGGAAAAGGUGCUUAUAUGAAGAUGGGCAGUGGAGGCGGCAAACCCAAAGAAGAGGAACAAGAUGGCGCAUCUGUUCAUUCUCCAUGCAAAGCUCCUCCUUCCUCUGCUUCUUCUUUACCCAAGGAGCCAACGCAGGUCGAGUUGGAGCUGAGACUGUUACAGGGUCUUCAAAUUUAUUCUCCAAAAAAACUACAAGGCAUUCAUCGCCACUUUGUUAUAUAUGGUCUGAUGGAAUAUCUGCGCAGGAGUUUUGACCGAUACUUCUCUUCUGAGGAAGUCCUGCAAUUGCUGGAUCGGUUUUACAAUUUAGAAAUGCUGAAACCAGAUGAUGAAGAGAUGGAAUUGCUAAACCGUGAACAAGUCUUCUCCUUGCCUCCAAGUUAUCAUGUCAAGGAAGAUACGGACUAACAUUUUUGGAGUAUGUAUAUCUUUAUAUUUGGCAGUUGUUCGGCAUUGGAUGUGUACAGCUGGUUUUUCCAUUCCCUCAAUUUUCGGCUAUAUCACAUUUUGGGGACAAAGGCUCUUAUAAAGUACAGGCUGCACUCUAGAGGCUAAAAUGUAGAAUAAAUAACUGUUUUAUGGAAAUUUUUAAUGGAUAUGAUCUGUAUAUGAUACUGGAAAUAUCAUUAAUGUAAUCACCUGUACUUAAUUUUUUAAGUGGUUUCUGUUUGUCUCGUC